Molecule: messenger RNA, 498 nt
Organism: Verticillium alfalfae VaMs.102
Lineage: Eukaryota; Fungi; Ascomycota; Sordariomycetes; Glomerellales; Plectosphaerellaceae
Product: ornithine decarboxylase
Exons: 2
Coding region: 1-498 (165 amino acids)
Cellular component (GO): cytoplasm
Molecular function (GO): ornithine decarboxylase activity
Source: RefSeq, a predicted model, not a curated record
AUGGUUAUGGCAACUGUCGCUCUUGAGCAAUAUGCCCUUCCUACCAUCAAUUAUGAUCGUAGCUACCACACAAUCCUGAAGGCGAAGCAGCAAUACGCUGAUCACGCCCCCGCCAACAAUGCCGUGAUCACGCCCAAGCAGCUCAUCGGCGAGGCUCUCCGCCGCCGUGUCGAGAGCAUCGACACGGAGUCCUGCGGAGCCGGCGAAGAGGACACCUUCUUCGUUGCCGACCUCGGCGAGGUUUACCGCCAGCACAUGCGCUGGAAGCUCAACUUGCCUCGCGUCAAGCCCUUCUAUGCCGUCAAGUGCAACCCCGACCCCCGCGUCAUCGAGCUCCUGGCUGCCCUCGGCACCGGCUUUGACUGCGCCUCCAAGUGGGAGAUCGACCAGAUCCUGAACAUGGGCCUCGCCCCCGAGCGCAUCAUUUACGCCCAGCCCUGCAAGACCAACUCAUUGCAAAGCUCUACCCUGGCGCCGAGCUCUUCCUCCGCAUCAUGA